Molecule: messenger RNA, 703 nt
Organism: Galleria mellonella (greater wax moth)
Lineage: Eukaryota; Metazoa; Arthropoda; Insecta; Lepidoptera; Pyralidae
Exons: 2
Coding region: 63-473 (136 amino acids)
Source: RefSeq, a predicted model, not a curated record
CAUAAAAACGUUAUUUAAUACUUUGUGGAUUAUUAAUUUAGUUGAUAAUCACUGGAAGUAAAAUGGAUGCUAAUUUGAGAGAUCAAGAUCUUCGUAUAAAACAGUUAAUAAAAGAAAAUCUACAAAGAAAAAAAUGUCUGCCAAGCCGUAGCCGAAGCCGAUCUCCAAAUAUAUUUGGCGAUAGUGAGACCCAGUGUCCAGAUGAUUUACCCAGCGUUGUCGCAACAAAGAAAAAAAAAAACGAGGAUAAAGUAAAAGAAAAUUUACUGAAAGAAGAAACAAACUGUUCUAAAUGCUUAAUUUAUGGAGAAGAGGAUAAAAGAAAUGAGUAUUUCGGACUGUUAGUGGCUCAAGAAUUUAAAUAUAUACGGCCAUGUGUGCGAACGAGGUGUUAUGAAGAAAUUUUAAAGUAUCUACGGGAAGCAAAAGGCCAACAUGUUGAUCAACUGCAACAUGAAAACACUGAAAAUUAAUUACUUUCAUUUUAUUAUAUAUAGAUUUUUAAAAUUUCCUGAAAUAUUAUUAGUUAACGUUUUAUUUAAUAUUGUAGAAUUGAUCAAUACAAUUUAUAAAAAUAAUUUAUUGGUAUUACUUACAUAUAUUCAAAAAAAUACGUAAAAACCUAUUUUUUUGGGUGAUUAUGGGAGUUUAUGGGUGUUUAUUGGGUUUUUACCAAAGCACCGGGUUUAAACCCGGUGCUUUG